Stereum hirsutum FP-91666 SS1 is the source of this 1477-nucleotide messenger RNA. Its product is annotated as gamma tubulin. The record is from RefSeq and is a predicted model, not a curated record. Gene Ontology annotation, biological process: microtubule nucleation; meiotic spindle organization; mitotic spindle organization. Gene Ontology annotation, cellular component: microtubule; nucleus; spindle. The transcript is spliced from 10 exons. Gene Ontology annotation, molecular function: GTP binding; structural constituent of cytoskeleton. Bases 1 to 1365 code for a protein of 454 amino acids. Lineage: Eukaryota; Fungi; Basidiomycota; Agaricomycetes; Russulales; Stereaceae.
AUGCCUCGAGAAAUUGUAACAGUCCAGCUAGGACAAUGCGGCAACCAAAUGGGCUCGGUUUUCUGGCAACGCCUGUGUGCAGAACAUGGUAUCAACAAGGAAGGUAUCCUUGAAGAAUGGGCCACAGAAGGAGGAGACCGGAAGGACGUGUUUUUUUACCAGGCUGAUGACGAGCAUUAUAUCCCCCGCGCUAUCCUGGUUGAUCUUGAGCCACGGGUUAUCAACAACAUCUUGACUUCUCCAUUCGCGAAUCUGUAUAACCCGGAGAACAUAUUUGUGUCGAAAGAUGGAGGUGGCGCCGGGAAUAAUUGGGCGCAGGGAUAUUCGUUGGGAGAGAAAUUGUACGAGGACAUUAUGGAGAUGGUAGACCGAGAGGCUGAGGGGAGCGAUUCGUUAGAGGGGUUCAUGCUCCUGCACUCAAUAGCAGGUGGCACCGGGUCCGGACUCGGUUCCUUCCUCCUCGAACGUCUCAACGACAAAUUCCCCAAAAAGCUCAUCCAGACAUACUCCGUAUUCCCGAACGCACAAGAAGGCGAUGUCGUCGUACAACCGUACAACGCCAUGCUCACGCUCAAGCGACUGAUUAACCAUGCAGACUCGGUUGUUGUGCUGGAUAACGGUGCAUUGGCGAGGAUCAAUGCGGACAGAUUGCACGUCCAGACGCCAUCGUUUGAUCAGACGAAUCAGCUCGUAUCUACAGUCAUGGCCGCAAGUACACAAACACUUCGGUACCCGGGUUAUAUGAACAAUGACCUGGUUGGAAUCAUUGCCUCACUCAUCCCUACACCGCGGUGUCACUUCCUUAUGACUUCCUACACCCCCUUUACCACCGACACCAUUGACAAGGCCAAGCCCAUCCGACGAACAACAGUUUUAGACGUCAUGCGUCGUCUGCUACAACCGAAGAAUCGCAUGGUGUCGACGACAGCAAGCAAAUCUUCAUGUUAUAUUUCCAUCCUCAAUAUCAUCCAAGGUGACGUCGAUCCAACAGACGUGCACCAAUCGCUACUUCGGAUCCGAGAACGCCAACUGGCGAACUUCAUCCCUUGGGGUCCUGCCUCAAUUCAAGUCGCGCUGACGCGGCGAUCACCAUACAUCACGACUAAUCAUCGCGUCAGCGGGCUUAUGCUUGCGAACCACACCAGUAUCGCCUCGCUCUUUAAGCGCAUGCUCGAUCAGUUCGACAGACUGCGGAAACGAAACGCUUUCUUGGAGCAGUAUAAGAAAGAGAGGAUGUUCGAGAAUGGGUUGGAGGAAUUCGACGACGCACGGGCAACGGCCGACGAGCUUUUGAAGGAGUACAAAGCGUGCGAGAGCCCUGAUUAUAUAUCUUAUGGCUCUGCGGAUGGUGAACAAGGCGGUUGAUCUCUUGCAUUGAGUGAUGUAUUUGUUCUGACUGUGGUGGUUCGAGUCAUGUUGUUUCUCACAUUUGUUCCUGGUUGAGUGUAUACCACCGUUGUGCAUCCUGUAAUUUGCU